GCAUUGUCUUGCAUUGCCCUGCCUUGAAUUGCCUUGCCUUGCCCUGCCCUGGUGGAUGGAUGCAGUAGCCAGUCCGCCUCCAGCACCGACUCGCUCUUUCAUGGACAGCAACUAUCGACCCUUCACACUUCCACCCCCACUCCGACCAUCAGCAGCGAAAGCAGAAAGAAACCAACAGAAAGAAAGCGAGAGAAUGGCCAACAACGACAAGUCAGCAGCAGCUGUUCGGCCCUUUGUCGGCGAGAUCCGAAAUGGGCUGAAACCAUCGAUGAGGAUUACUAUUAUUGGGAUCGUUCAUUCGCAGCCUAAAAGUUUUGUUGUAAGUCUCAUCAAUAACUCUUCGGACCCAGACACCGACAUUGGCCUUCACUUGACCGUUAGCUUUCAGGAUCGCUCAGUUAUACGAAAUGCCAAGGUUUCUGGCGAAUGGGGAAAAGAAGAAAGAAUUUUACCUUAUUUUCCAUUUACACCUUCACAGGACUUUAAGAUGGAAAUCCUGUGUGAACACCAGCAAUUCCGUGUGCAGGUUGACGGGCAGCAGGUAUUUGAUUUUACACAUCGUAUAAAGCAACUUCAAAAACUAACCUCCUUAAAAAUCGUAGGUGAUGUUUGCCUGACUAAAGUGGUUUGAUGCUGAAAACAAAAGCCUGAACACAAGCAUGUGGAUGAUUUUUUGACAACUUUUUAUAAUUUUUGUAUAAAAAAACCCUAGAGCUCCUUUAUCUUGCACCAAAAUGACAAAUAACCAGCCUUCGAAGCAACACAAUUUCCUGAACAUCUUCAAUAGUUGGGUCUUGAAAAAGUAUAUUUUUCCUAUUUAAUUUAUGGGAUUCGACGAGAAGGGUUUGUUGUGGAAGGUUCCAUGCACUGUCAAUUGUUCAAAAUUAAACUUAAAAGUGC
Molecule: messenger RNA, 900 nt
Organism: Callorhinchus milii (elephant shark)
Lineage: Eukaryota; Metazoa; Chordata; Chondrichthyes; Chimaeriformes; Callorhinchidae
Product: galectin-related protein A-like
Molecular function (GO): carbohydrate binding
Source: RefSeq, marked provisional